UUUUAUCGUACUUUGUAUCCAUAGGAUGGCUUUAGUUUUCUUUUGGACUGUGAAUGUAUCUACCUAUGAGUUUCCGCUGACUAUUGGUACAGAAAUAAAACCCUCUCUUUCUGUCUAUUUCCCAGCAGAUAUAUGGACUGAUCACUCAUUUCAGACUGAUCCAGAUUUGCCGCCUGGCUGGAAAAGAAUCAGUGACAUCGCUGGCACCUAUUACUGGCACAUACCAACAGGAACGACACAGUGGGAGCGCCCGGUCUCCAUCCCAGCAGACCUUCAGGGUCCUAGGAAAGGGUCACUUAGUUCUGUAACGCCAUCUCCUACCCCAGAGAAUGAGAAACAGCCAUGGAGUGAUUUUGCUGUUCUGAAUGGGGGAAAGAUUAAUAGUGACAUUUGGAAGGAUUUGCAUGCAGCAACUGUUAACCCAGACCCCAGUUUGAAAGAGUUUGAAGGAGCAACACUACGCUACGCAUCUUUGAAACUCAGAAAUGUGCCUCAUGCCGACGAUGACGAUUCUUGUAGUAUCAACAGUGACCCAGAAGCCAAGUGUUUUGCUGUGCGCUCCCUGGGAUGGGUCGAAAUGGCAGAGGAGGACCUCGCCCCUGGCAAAAGCAGCGUUGCUGUCAACAACUGCAUCAGGCAGCUUUCUUACUGCAAAAACGACAUCCGAGAUACAGUCGGCAUUUGGGGAGAGGGGAAGGACAUGUACCUGAUCCUGGAGAACGACAUGCUCAGCCUGGUGGACCCCAUGGACCGCACCGUGCUCCACUCGCAGCCCAUCGUGAGCAUCCGCGUGUGGGGUGUGGGCCGCGACAACGGCCGGGAUUUUGCUUAUGUAGCAAGAGACAAAGAUACAAGAAUUUUGAAAUGUCAUGUAUUUCGAUGUGACACACCAGCAAAAGCCAUCGCCACAAGUCUCCACGAAAUCUGUUCCAAGAUUAUGGCCGAACGGAAGAAUGCCAAAGCCUUGGCCUGCAAUUCCUUACAGGAAAGAACCAAUGUGAAUCUUGACGUUCCUUUGCAAGUAGAUUUCCCAACACCAAAGAUGGAGCUGGUCCAGAAGUUCCACGUGCAGUACUUGGGCAUGCUACCUGUAGAUAAACCAGUUGGAAUGGAUACCCUGAACGGUGCCAUAGAAAGUCUUAUGACCUCAUCCAACAAGGAGGAUUGGCCGUCGGUGAACAUGAAUGUGGCCGAUGCUACUGUGACUGUCAUCAGUGAAAAAAAUGAAGAGGAAAUCCUAGUGGAGUGUCGUGUGCGAUUCCUGUCCUUCAUGGGCGUCGGGAAGGAUGUCCACACAUUUGCCUUCAUCAUGGACACUGGGAACCAGCGCUUUGAGUGCCACGUGUUCUGGUGUGAACCGAAUGCGGGUAGCGUGUCCGAGGCAGUCCAGGCUGCCUGCAUGUUACGAUACCAGAAGUGCUUGGUAGCCAGGCCGCCUUCACAGAAAGUUCGACCACCUCCUCCGCCAGCAGACUCAAUGACCAGAAGAGUCACAACCAAUGUAAAACGAGGGGUCUUAUCCCUCAUUGACACUUUGAAACAGAAACGCCCUGUCACAGAAAUGCCAUAGCUGCAUAUGUUAAAGGAUUCUGUAAUAUUUACCUGAAGAUUGAAUAGCUACACUAAAGAAAACAAACUGACGUCUGGCCUUCCAUUCAGUUGCUGAUGCUUUGUCUUCAGAGAAUUUAUCCUUAACGAAACAGUGUUAGACAAGCAUGUUCUCUCGUCUUGCCACCAUCAUGUGAUAUGAAAAGAAGCAUGAAUAAUUUUUUUUGCUAUCAGUAAGUUACAUCACGAGCAGUGGAAGGUCUUUUUCUUAUUGUAAAUAUUGUGAACAUCACUUAACAUCACACACACACACACCCAAGGACGUGGCCACUGCCCUCCUAGUGAACUAAUGCUGAGUCCUUGGAGUGAAUGAUGCCGGAGUUAGUUUCACUGUCUUUUUGAGCUGCACCUGGCACAAGCAACUUUGACAUCCUACAGCACUCUGCCCUGUUUUCAACUUUGGAGUAGCCACUGCAUACGAGAUACCAGUGAAUUGCUUUAAAAUUAGGAUGAUGAGGUUUUGUUUUAGUUUUUCAUAAAAUUGAACCUGUUGGUGGACAAAAUUGGCUGUUGGCAUCCAUGUAGAAACCAACUGGCAGCUUUCCUCAACAAGCUCUUUGACACAUGAACACCAUUUCAUGUCUACAGCUGCUUGUAGGAUGUUGGAAAAAAAGUGAAACUUCAAAAUUGUGAAAAACAUGCUAAAUUUGAGGAGUUAAAAUCAAAGAAAAUAGCCUUUCUAAUCAGAUGGCUUUCAAACUGAUUAUUAAAAAAAAAAAAAAGAAAUUAACAAAAGCAUAAUGCGUUUCAGGUGGGA
Trichechus manatus latirostris (Florida manatee) is the source of this 2365-nucleotide messenger RNA. RefSeq names its product amyloid beta precursor protein binding family B member 2 (gene APBB2). The record is from RefSeq and is a predicted model, not a curated record. The coding region runs from base 26 to 1570 and encodes 514 amino acids. Gene Ontology annotation, molecular function: amyloid-beta binding; transcription factor binding. Gene Ontology annotation, cellular component: cytoplasm; nucleus. Gene Ontology annotation, biological process: regulation of DNA-templated transcription. The transcript is spliced from 12 exons. NCBI's taxonomy places the organism in Eukaryota, Metazoa, Chordata, Mammalia, Sirenia, Trichechidae.